UCUCUUCGUUCACUCGAUGAUGAUUGAUGAUCCAGUUGGGAUGGAGCCCAAGACACGAGAAGGAGUUGAUAGUCAAGUGGUAACACAAUAUUCUCUGAAGGAAGAAAAGGAACCCUUAAAGGAUUGGAUACAACAAAGUAUUCAAGGUCUUGGAGUGGGGUUAUCAAGUACUUUUGUAUUGGUCUAUCGUGGAGUGGACUUUCUACAUAACAAAGCAACCACUCUUGUAGACCAGCACAAAGAUAUCAGUACAAGUGAAGUUGCAAAGAAUAGCUUGCAAGGAUUUUAUUCUGGUGCACUAGCAGCAGGAAUGGUUGCCUAUUUAGGUGCGCUAAACUUGUUCCAACGUUUCCAAGAAUGGAACAUAAAGAACCCAUCCUCAACCCAAAAGGAAACAAAGCUGGAGCCAAAAUAGUCUCCUUCACUCGUCCAAAAAGAGACAAAUUGACCGAGUUCAGUUGUAUGAUGUUGCUUUUGAAUAAACCUGUGCUUGUAUGUUCAUUCCCCCCAAAAAAUGGGUUUGGCAUCCAACAACUACGAUAAGUUGUCUAGUAAAGGAUAGAUCUGUAAA
Messenger RNA from Galdieria sulphuraria, 571 nucleotides. RefSeq lists its product as uncharacterized. The transcript has a single exon. Lineage: Eukaryota; Rhodophyta; Bangiophyceae; Galdieriales; Galdieriaceae. Bases 20 to 415 code for a protein of 131 amino acids. The record is from RefSeq and is a predicted model, not a curated record.